Messenger RNA from Lactuca sativa (garden lettuce), 2002 nucleotides. The record is from RefSeq and is a predicted model, not a curated record. Lineage: Eukaryota; Viridiplantae; Streptophyta; Magnoliopsida; Asterales; Asteraceae.
AAUAAAAGCAAACACCAAGCAGUGCAGCAUCACAUUGGUAACAAAACAACAAAACAGGGUACGUUCAUGACGCUUGCAUACAAAACUCAAAAGAUUUCUGGGCUCAACACCCCACUAAUCACUCUCACACUCACCUGCUUCGACUUCAUUUCUUAGCCAACAAGUUUCCUCAAAUAUAUAAUAUAAUUAUAAACCCACGUCAAAAUUCUCAUAUUAACUUCACUUAUCUUGUGCGAACAUUGUCGUCUUUCAGAGUUGAGGCCAUGAGGCAAAACAGGAAACAGAGCAUUGUGAACUAUGGGUACGAACCCUCUGCAGACGAAGACGAUGGUAGUUAUGAGAAAUCGGAAACUGAAAGAGCGGUUCCGGUGGAGAUUUUUCGUCGGAGAAACAGGAAAAAACGCCGAUUGAAAAAAAAUGGCUGUAAUUUACAGGAUCCGUUAGUAGUAUGUGGUGGCGAUAUCAUGUUAAUGAUAUUGAGCUUUCUCGACGCACACAGUGUGGCUUCAUCACUUGUUGUUUCUUGUAGAUGGCGUAGAGUCGCUUGCAGUGAUUCCAUUUGGUCUGAAAAGAUCAAAGAGCUAUGGGCUGACAAAGCUCAUCUACCUCGUUUUGCCCAAGUUGAGGGGUUGUCAAAGUUGUCUGCUUACACCUUAUCCAUUCAAGAUGGCAAACGGAGUCGAAUCUUGAAGGAAGAUCUGUGGGAUCAUGUUUGGGAGUUUCACUUUAAAGAGGCACGUGUUUUUUAAUUCUGAUGUUUCUUUAUUAAAAUGACUAAAUGCAAGAAAUAGCAACACAAUUAUAUUUGUAUCUUUAUAAUUUUAUUUGUAUGUUGAGAUAUGUAGGUAAUAACGUUGUAUUAUCAAUUUCUUUUUUCUGAUUAAAACAUUUUACUUUGAACAAUCUACCGGUUAUAGCAAAUGAAAAUUACUUUGUAAAUUAUCGUUAGAUGAUAUUGAUAUAAUUCGCUAUAUUUUUCAAAGUACAAUGCUUUACAAAAAUGAACAUAGGAUGCUAUAACAAAAAGAAAAUGCAAGUUGGAUGCUAUAAUAAAGGGCUAAAAACAAGAAAUAACAAUGUACUUCCUCUUCCUAGGUUCAUUUCUUUUAUUGUAAUUUCGUUUUUUUAUUAUUAAGGCAUUGUACUUUGAAAAAACCUCCAAAUUAAAUGGUUUUACUUCCAUCUUUAGUUUUUAUUAAAGAAUUAUACUUUAAAAAAUAUACCCAAUUAUACCACUUUGUAGUCUAGUCGGAUAAUAAUAUAUAACCCUAAGAUUUCCUCCAUUAUUCCAAAAUCAUAUAAUUUUAUUGUUCGAUUUGAUUCAGAGUGUCCCAGAAUACUGGCGGAAUUUGGAUCCAUAUUGGAGAGGAACAGGGCCACCGAUGCAUCGCUACUUCCAUGAAGAUGGAAGCCAAACUGCUGAUGUUGAUGAUAAGGUAUGGGGAGGCCAUGAAUGCUGUUACUCCAUUGUUACAAGCUUCUUAGCAGAUGGAAGAAUUCGGGAACAUUAUGUAAGAAUCAACAGUUGGCCACAACUUUCUAUAUCGAGGAGGCAUGAUUGGGGUUGGGAAAUGUCAAAUGGCCUCUAUUUAUACUCGAGUGUUCCCGAUACUUAUAAGCCAGGUGGCACUGGUCCCUAUCUUCCUGUUCAUUAAUUAAUUUGUGUUUCUUGUUUUGUUUACCAAGUUUGUUUGGUUAUAGGUUUUUGAAUAUUUUAGAUUGAUUUUGCUAGUUUUUUUUUUUUUUUUUUUUUUUGCGUUCAAUAUGUGUUUAUUUGGUUUUUGGAAAUUGCAAUGACUUUUUUAUUUUUUGAGGAAGAUUUCAAGUUGAAAGUUACAUAUUCGCCCAUUACCGUUGAUUUAGAAGAUGUAUUUGGUGAUCUUUAUUGAUGACAAUUUUAAGUAUUUGAGUAACAUAAAGAUUUUACUUGAACUAUGUGCAUUGUAGAUGUUACAAUAUGAUUUUACAUGUCAUAUGUUUCAUUUGAUUGAUUAGUAACUAU